Messenger RNA from Erinaceus europaeus (western European hedgehog), 3507 nucleotides. RefSeq names its product protocadherin gamma-A1-like. Gene Ontology annotation, molecular function: calcium ion binding. The transcript has a single exon. Gene Ontology annotation, cellular component: plasma membrane. The record is from RefSeq and is a predicted model, not a curated record. Lineage: Eukaryota; Metazoa; Chordata; Mammalia; Eulipotyphla; Erinaceidae. Bases 964 to 3399 code for a protein of 811 amino acids. Gene Ontology annotation, biological process: homophilic cell-cell adhesion.
AAAUACCUUGAUAUCCAUGUGACAUUCUUCCAGUGAAAUGCAUAAUUCUCAGCGUUAUGUUACUUCUGGAUGAAUUAAAAGAUUUUAAGAGGAUUCAUAUAAUACAGAGAAACUUUAGGAAAAAAGAAGAAAAAUAAGCAUGGAAUAAAAAUUGAGAUAGGGUUCAAGGUUGGGAGAAGGAGGGAACUCAGUAAUGGAGUGCAUGCCUUACAUUCAUGAGACCCUGGAUUCUACCCCUUGCACCAAAUAUGACAGAUGAUGCUCUCUGAUCUCUCAUAAUAAAACAAUAGAAUAAUAACAGAGUUCCAAUGUCUCUGAUAAAUCCUUAAGCACACUGGAAAGGACACUGACAUGGUCCAAUUUUUUAAAACUUUAAUUUACAUUACAGAAGUCUACUCCCUGCUCCCUUUUAACCUUAUAAUCAAAAGGCUGUUCUUCUGUUGUGGCCUUGGAAAUUCUAAAGUGGUUGAGUAUAACAAAACAAGUGGAUGGGUGAUUUUGUCCCCUUUGUGAUAUAUCCCUAGAAUAACAAUAAGGAAAAGUAGGUCUAUUAUACACAGCAAUAUGUCAACAUUUACAUAAGUGAAUAUUGUAGUUUCCCCUUUCCAUAAAUACAGUCUACACUACUCACUUAUUUCCUUGGCAGUAAACUAAGAUUUAAGAAAGUUAAGUGAAAUUAAUGAGAAAGUUUUACCUAUGAGUGCAGUAACUGCUUAGAACUCUGGGCGUCGCUGUUCACCAGCCUGGAAAUUAAGGUAGCAUACACACACCAAAACAUAAGGGGAAACAGCACCUCCAUCACAGCGAGAUUGGAAGCAGUCUCCCUGAAGCUUCUCAGAUUCUACUUCUGUGCGACCCUCUGAUCUGAAUUCUCUUGGAAAUUCACUUAAUUUCGGCUCAGAAGAACAGAUAAUCUAUACCUUUGAUACCGAACUGGGAGAAAACUAGGAAACAUCGAAAGCAAUGGCGAUUCGGGCAGAACUGCCUAGAUGCUGGAGGCUUGUUCAGCUGUGCCUUUUUGUGGGGCUGUUGUUGGAAGUUCAAGCCGGGAAGAUCCUCUACUUCGUGCCAGAAGAGACAGUAAAGGGUUUCUUCGUCGGCAGCAUCGCUAAAGACCUGGGUCUACAAGCCCAGGAGCUGGCGGGGCGUGGAAUCCGCAUCGUCUCCCGAGGUAGGACGCAGCUCUUUGCUUUGAACCCGCGCAGCGGCAGCUUGGUCACCGCGGGCAGGAUCGACCGCGAGGAGCUCUGCGCUCAGAGCGCGCGGUGCCUGGUGAGUUUUAACAUCUUGGUGGAGGACAAAAUGAAGCUUUUCCCUAUUGAAGUGGAAAUACUUGAUAUUAAUGAUAAUGCUCCCCACUUCCAGAUAGAGGAACUAGAGUUAAAAAUGAAUGAGAUAACGUCUCCAGGUACCAGGAUCCCUCUGCCUUUUGGCCAGGACUUUGAUGUGGGUGUGAAUUCGCUACAGAGCUACCAACUCAGCUCCAACCCUCAUUUCUUCUUAGAUGUGCAACAGGGAGCUGAUGGGUUGCAACACCCAGAGAUGGUGCUCCAGAGCCCCCUGGAUAGGGAACAAGAAGCUGUCCAUCACCUGGUCCUCACGGCCUCUGAUGGGGGUGAUCCAGUCCGUUCUGGAAUGCUGCGUAUUCAUGUUCAAGUAGUGGAUGCAAAUGACAAUCCUCCAACAUUUACUCAAGCACAGUACCAAGUGAGUGUCCUGGAGAACGUGCCACUGGGCACUCAGCUACUCACUGUAAAAGCCACCGACCCUGAUGAAGGAGCCAAUGGGGAAGUAACAUAUGCAUUUCACAAUAUAGACCACAGAGUAGCUCAGAUAUUUCAGUUGGAUCCUCAUAUGGGAGAAAUAACAAAUAAAGAACCCCUGGAUUUUGAAGAAUACAACUUAUAUCCAAUGGAAAUUCAAGCUCAGGAUGGUGCAGGCCUUAUGGCCAGGGCAAAGGUGCUGGUCAAAGUUCUGGACAUUAAUGAUAAUGCCCCAGAAGUGACCAUCACUUCUGUCACUGCAUCAGUUCCAGAAAACUUUCCUCCUGGGACAAUAAUUGCUCUUAUCAAUGUGCAUGACCAGGACUCUGGAGACAAUGGUCACACUACAUGCUCCAUUUCUAGAAAUCUACCUUUUAAAUUAGAAAAGCUAGUUGACAAUUAUUACCGUUUAGUGACAGAAAAAACACUGGACAGAGAACUCACUCCUACCUACAACAUCACAGUAACAGCAACAGAUCAAGGAACUCCAGCUCUGUCUACUGAAGCUCACAUUUCACUGCAUAUUACAGAUAUCAAUGACAACUCCCCUGUUUUCUCUCAGGACUCCUACUCUGCCUACAUUCCAGAAAACAACCCCAGAGGAGCCUCAAUCUUUUCUGUGACAGCCCAUGAUGCUGAUAGCAAUGAGAAUGCACAAGUCAAUUACUUCUUGGCUGAGGACGACAUCUUAGGGGCUCCCCUCUCCUCCUAUGUGUCAAUCAACUCAGAUAUUGGUGUCUUAUAUGCUCUGUGUUCUUUUGACUAUGAGCAGUUCCGUGAACUACAGCUGUGGGUGACAGCAUUGGACAGUGGGAAGCCUCCACUCAGCAGCAAUGUGUCCCUGAGGCUGUUCAUUCUGGACCAGAAUGACAAUGUUCCUGAGAUCUUGUACCCCACCCUCCCCACUGAUGGUUCCACAGGAGUGGAGCUGGCACCCCGCUCUGCAGAGCCUGGAUACCUGGUGACCAAGGUGGUGGCAGUGGACAGAGACUCAGGCCAGAAUGCCUGGCUGUCCUACCGCCUGCUCAAGGCCAGUGAGCCAGGGCUCUUCUCAGUGGGGCUGCACACAGGUGAGGUGCACACUGCCAGGGCCCUGCUGGACAGAGAUGCUCUCAAGCAGAGCCUGGUGGUGGCAGUGCAGGACCAUGGCCAGCCCCCUCUCUCAGCCACUGUCACACUCACUGUGGCCAUAGCUGACAGCAUCCCAGAUGUGCUGGCUGACCUGGGCAGCCUGGAGUCUCCUGCCAAUCCUGAAGAUUCUGACCUCACACUCUACCUGGUGGUGGCACUAGCCUCUGUGUCCUGCAUCUUCCUUGCCUUUGUCAUCGUGCUGCUGGCUGUCAGGCUGAGGCGCUGGCACACAUCCCGCCUGCUCCAGGCUUCAGCAGGUGGACUGGCUGGCCUUCCUGCCUCUCACUUUGUGGGUAUGGAUGGGGUGCAGGCUUUCCUGCAGACCUAUUCCCAUGAGGUGUCCCUCACUGCAGACUCCAGGAAGAGUCACCUGAUCUUCCCCCAGCCCAACUAUGCUGACACCCUCAUCAGCCAGGAGAGCUGUGAGAAAAAUGAUUUUCUAUCAGCACCUCAGUCUUCACUUGAAGACACAAAGGAAACAUUUUCCCAGGUAAACUUUUUGUAGUAAGUUAUCUAGAUAAAAAUACAUCCUGGAUUUAUUUGGUUGACUAGUCCUGUUUUUCUGUUUCCCAUUUGUCUGUGUAGAUUUCUAUUUAUAAAUGCUGAGAAAUCA